GGUAACAGAGCUGCCAUGAUGAGUCGUCAAUUGGUACAGGAGGAGCUGACUCUCGAAGACGUCUGUGGGAUGCUACGGCAAGAACUGUGCCAGGGAAAUGACUUUAGCCAGUCAGAUACCCACAUCUUCAUCAUCUUAGGGGCUUCGGGUGAUCUAGCCAAGAAGAAGAUCUAUCCGACCAUCUGGUGGCUGUUCCGAGAUGGGCUGCUCCCCGAUGACACGUACGUGGUGGGUUAUGCUCGGUCCCAGCUCACCGUUGCUGACGUCCGCAAGCAAAGCCAGCCGUACCUGAAGGCCACCACUGAGGAACAAGGGAAGCUCGAUGCAUUCUUUGCCCGCAACUCCUACAUCCAGGGAAAAUAUGACGACCGGGCUUCCUUUGAACGGCUCAACGCUCACCUGAACUCUCUGCACAAUGGCGAGAAAGCCAACCGGCUCUUCUACUUGGCUUUGCCACCUAGUGUCUACGAGGAUGUCACCCGGAACAUCCGAGAAGUCUGCAUGAGUACAGUUGGCUGGAACCGGGUCAUCGUGGAGAAGCCUUUUGGCAAAGACUUGGAAAGUUCCAACCGGCUGUCAAAUCACAUCUCGGCCCUUUUUAGAGAAGACCAGAUCUACCGCAUUGACCACUACCUGGGCAAGGAGAUGGUGCAGAACCUGAUGGUGCUCAGGUUUGGGAACCGGAUCUUUGGCCCCGUCUGGAACCGGGACAACGUGGCCUGUGUCAUUCUGACCUUCAAAGAGCCGUUCGGCACAGAGGGCCGUGGUGGCUACUUCGAUGAGUUCGGCAUUAUCCGGGAUGUAAUGCAGAACCACCUCCUCCAGAUGCUCUGCUUGGUGGCCAUGGAGAAACCAGCCUCAACUAACUCUGACGAUGUGCGAGAUGAGAAGGUAAAGGUGCUCAAAUGUAUCCGAGAGGUGCAGCCUGAGAAUGUGGUACUCGGUCAAUAUGUGGGGGAUACAGCAGGUGAGGGGGAAGCUCAGAAGGGCUACUUGGACGACUCAACAGUUCCACGAGGCUCCACCACCCCCACCUUCGCCGCUGCUGUGGUCUAUGUAGACAACGAAAGAUGGGACGGCGUGCCAUUCGUCUUGCGCUGUGGCAAAGCUCUGAACGAGCGCAAGGCAGAGGUGCGGCUGCAGUUUCGGGACGUGCCGGGCGACAUCUUCCAGCGACAGUGCAAGCGCAACGAACUGGUGAUCCGCGUGCAGCCCAACGAGGCCGUCUACACCAAGAUGAUGACCAAGAAACCCGGCAUGUUCUUCAAUCCGGAAGAGUCGGAGCUCGACCUCACUUACGGCAACCGCUACAAGGGCGUGAAGCUCCCCGACGCCUACGAGCGCCUCAUUCUGGACGUCUUCUGCGGCAGCCAGAUGCAUUUUGUUCGCAGUGAUGAGCUGCGAGAAGCCUGGCGUAUCUUCACUCCGUUGCUCCACAAGAUUGAGGCUGAGAAGACCCCACCUAUUCCCUAUCGCUAUGGAAGCCGUGGCCCCCCUGAGGCAGAUGAGCUGAUGAAAAGGGUCGGAUUCCAGUACGAAGGCACCUACCGCUGGGUGAAUCCUCACAAGCUGUGAGCACUACCUCUACACCUCACCUGGUCCACUCCUCCCUGCAGACUCUGAGCUGGCCGGGCUAGUUUGUGGGGUUUGCGCUCGCCUUUCAUCCUCCCCACCUCUCUGGAAGACCACGUCAGAAGCGUGGGGGACGGCUCUCGCGGUAGCUUUGUUCGGUGGCGGUACUGGUGCACUCCCCUUCGUGGUACCUAGACUCUAUGGCAAGAGUCCGCGGCUUCUCCUCCUUGGCCCACACCUCUGGCCUUGUGUGGCAGGUGCCACUAUUUUAGAUCAACUCCAUAUCCAGCGCGGCUCUCCAAUGUGCUCCAUUUCCUGUUCCAACCUCCGCCUCUCUUUGAGGGUAGACCUGGCCUUUGCAAGGAAGAGGCUGCUGGGAAGGAGGGGGCUCUCCUCCCACCUGUACAUGCUGCUCUGUCAACUGCACUAGCUCGGCUUUCGUUGCAUUACUUGUUACAUUCCUGCCCAGGCUGCUUUGUGGACUUGUCUGUGCAGCUUUUUCCAUAAAUGGAGAUAAUUGUUAGAAAA
Messenger RNA from Sphaerodactylus townsendi, 2100 nucleotides. RefSeq names its product glucose-6-phosphate dehydrogenase (gene G6PD). Bases 16 to 1575 code for a protein of 519 amino acids. NCBI's taxonomy places the organism in Eukaryota, Metazoa, Chordata, Lepidosauria, Squamata, Sphaerodactylidae. The record is from RefSeq and is a predicted model, not a curated record. Gene Ontology annotation, cellular component: cytosol. The transcript is spliced from 12 exons. Gene Ontology annotation, biological process: glucose metabolic process; pentose-phosphate shunt, oxidative branch. Gene Ontology annotation, molecular function: glucose-6-phosphate dehydrogenase activity; NADP binding.